UCACCAGUCCCUGCUGCUUCUUCUGGCAGCUGUUUGUUCACUGGGUAAACAGUUCAUUUUGUGUGUGUGUGUGUGCGUGUGUGCUCCAACCCCUCCUUUGUCUGGAAAAGUGCCUUUGUUUCUUUAAUAAGCCAAGAGAUUCCUUCUCUUCUUGUCGCUGUUCCCCACCCCCGCUCGCUCUCUCUCUCUCUUUCUGGAUUGGAGGUUUUCAUCAUUUAGAUACUGUUGGGAGGUGUUAGUUCGAUGAUGGAGCCUGAAUUUCCCUCGAGUCCUGUGUCUUGGUAACAGAGUGCGGCUGCUGGAGGGCGUGUUAGCUUUACACACUCAGAGACAGAGACGGGGGGACAUGGGGCAGCAGACAGUGCCUGCUCCAAGGAAUUAGCAGCUAAUCGAACACUUCCCGACAAGAUGCCGGUUCGAAGGGGCCAUGUCGCGCCUCAGAACACUUACCUGGACACCAUCAUCCGCAAGUUCGAGGUGCAGAAUCGGAAGUUUCUCAUUACCAACGUUCGGAUGAAAAAUUGUGCCAUUAUCUUUUGCAACGAUGGCUUUUGCGAAAUGUUCGGCUACUCCAGGGUAGAGAUCAUGCAGAAACCGGGCACCUGUGACUUUCUGACUGGACCAGCCACACCAGAGAGUGCAAUGGCACAGCUGGCACAAGCCCUACUUGGAUCAGAGGAGAUGAAAGUAGAACUGCUGUAUUACAGGAAGGAUGGCUCCUCCCUGCCGUGUCUGGUGGAUGUGGUCCCUGUGAAGAAUGAGGACGGGGCUGUUGCCAUGUUCAUCAUGAACUUCGAGGAGCUGAAAGGCACUGCCCACAGGUCGGGGAGAGGGGAUACAAACCACAGGCUGUCCCAGGAUUGGUUCAGUUCCAGUCGUGGUAAGAGUUUUAAACUAAAGCUUCCAUCUCUUCGUACGAUGACCUUAAGUCAACAGUCUCUGGCCAAGGAGGGUUUUGAUGCAGUGAUGGAUGACCAGUCUGACCGCGAUUCCUUAGCCAUGAAGGAUUUCCGAGGCCCUUUGAGUGAGAAUCCCAUGCAGCCUGAACAGGAAGCACUGAUUGAACUGUGCGAUAAAUCAGCCAUCCAGACUGUCCCUGAACCCGUAGGCAACUCCCCCCUCAGCAAGGAACAGGAGCGGUGGGAAUCACAUCUCCACUGCACCAACAACAAACUGAGCCAUGCCCAAUCCCAGGACAGUUUCCACAGCAUCAGACGAGCCUCUUCCGUGGACAACAUUGAGCAAAUGAGAAGUAAAUUUGAGAAGAAGCUCAGGGAGAAAAGAAUAAAUUCAGGGGGCUCGAAAAGCUUGAAGCCACACCUCCUGAACUCCACGUCGGACUCGGAUUUGAUGAAGUAUCGCGCCAUCAGCAGGAUCCCACAGAUUACCCUCAACUUUGUGGAUUUUAACCCCGAUGUCAUCCUAACACCAUCACCCACCGAGAUCGAGAUCAUCGCACCCAGCAAAGUGAAAGAGAGAACUCAGAAUGUCACAGAGAAAGUCACACAGGUCCUCUCACUUGGAGCUGAUGUGCUUCCCGAGUACAAGCUGCAGGCCCCUCGCAUUCAUAAGUGGACAAUUCUGCACUAUAGCCCGUUCAAGGCGGUUUGGGACUGGCUCAUCCUCUUGUUGGUCAUACACACUGCCAUCUUCACCCCAUAUUCUGCAGCCUUCCUGCUAAAUGAUCAGGAAGAGGAGAAGCGCCUGGAAUGUGGCUACUCGUGCAACCCCUUGGCUGUCGUGGACCUGAUUGUCGACAUCAUGUUCAUUAUUGACAUCAUCAUCAAUUUCCGCACCACCUACGUCAACGAGAACGAUGAGGUGGUGAGUCACCCAGCCAAGAUCGCCAUCCACUACUUCAAGGGCUGGUUCCUCAUCGACAUCGUGGCUGCCAUUCCAUUUGAUCUUCUCAUCUUCAGGUCUGGCUCUGAUGAGACUACAACGCUUAUCGGGCUCUUGAAGACAGCUCGCCUCCUUCGGCUGGUCCGAGUUGCUCGCAAGCUAGAUCGCUAUUCGGAGUAUGGGGCUGCAGUGCUCUUUCUGCUCAUGUGCACCUUUGCUCUCAUUGCCCACUGGCUGGCAUGUAUCUGGUACGCCAUUGGCAACGUGGAGAGACUCUAUAUGGUUCACAAGAUAGGCUGGCUGGACAAUCUAGGAGAUCAGAUCGGAAAGCGAUAUAAUAACAGUGAUGCCUUGUCUGGACCGUCCAUUAAAGACAAAUAUGUGACCGCUCUUUACUUCACGUUCAGCAGCCUCACCAGUGUUGGAUUUGGGAAUGUUUCUCCCAACACCAAUUCUGAGAAAAUCUUCUCCAUCUGUGUCAUGUUGAUUGGAUCUCUGAUGUAUGCCAGUAUUUUUGGGAAUGUCUCUGCGAUCAUCCAGCGAUUAUACUCCGGCACCGCCCGCUACCACACACAGAUGCUCCGAGUGAAAGAAUUUAUCCGCUUCCAUCAGAUUCCCAACCCACUACGGCAAAGACUGGAGGAAUAUUUCCAGCAUGCCUGGUCAUACACUAACGGAAUUGACAUGAAUGCGGUGCUGAAAGGUUUCCCAGAAUGCCUACAGGCUGACAUUUGCCUCCACUUGAACAGGACCCUCCUCCAGAACUGUAAGGUCUUCAGGGGGGCAAGCCCUGGCUGCCUGCGGGCCCUGGCAAUGAAGUUCAAGACCACACAUGCUCCACCUGGUGACACACUGGUCCACUAUGGCGACGUAUUGACUGCUCUCUACUUCAUAUCCCGUGGCUCUAUUGAGAUCCUGCGCAAUGACGUGGUGGUGGCUAUCCUGGGGAAGAAUGACACGUUUGGGGAACCAAUCAGCCUUUAUGCCAGGCCAGGGAAGUCUAACUCUGAUGUACGGGCUCUAACAUACUGUGAUUUACACCGUAUCCUGCGAGAUGAUCUCCUGGAGGUUCUCGACAUGUACCCCGAUUUCUCCAAUAACUUCUGGACCAAUUUGGAGAUCACGUUCAAUCUCAGAGAUGCAGAUCGGAUUCUCCGCUCACCCCCAAGUGAGGAUUCAGACAAUGGGAAUAGAAGAGUUCGGCGGAGGAAGCAAUCAUCCCAGGAAAGGAGUAACACUGAUGCUUCGAAUAAAGGAGAUCCUGAUGGAGCCAAGGUCCCACUAACAAACCACCGGAUUCACACAACCAGGGAGCAGUGGGACUACAGCAGCAUGACACCCUGCUCACAGACCAGUGAGGACAACCUCAAAGCUUCAGCCUCCAUUGUGACUGAGAUGAAUAGCAGAUGGCCAGCAACCAAUCUGAACUUUGUUACAUCUGACCCAGUCCCCAUGGAGUACAGGAAAAAAGGCAAUGGAUCCCAUCACUUUACCGGUACUUUUACAAGUGUGUCAAAUAUGUUCAGUUUCUGGGGUGAGAGAAAGGACAGCCAGUUUUCAGAGUUACAAGGACGUUCAAUGUCAGCCCACGCUAACUUGGGGGCAGCAUCUAGCAUGGACAACAGGGCGCGAAUGGAGGUGGAAUCGAGGCUGGAGAUGCUCCAUGCACAGCUUAACAGAUUGGAGACCAGGAUGACAGCCGAUAUCAACAUCAUCUUGCAGCUCCUGCAGCGUCAGGCAGUCCCUGUACCUGUUCCCCCAGCUUACAGUGCUGUGUCACCAACAUCUCAUCCCAUUGAUAUGUACUCUCCACUGUCAGCAGAACCUAAAGUGUUGUCCUCUACUCAACCUGCAACUCCACUUUCAGCGGUUCCUCUGGAAACUCCUUACUACUCCAAGGCAGAGAAACCACAGGAGAAAUUCCAGGAAUCCCCGACUGGUGGAGCCCUGCUGAUGAUGGCACCAGACCAAAGUCUGACCCUCAACCUUCCACCAGGUCAACAAACUUCCCCUCCCCUGGCAGCAACUUUUCCCUCAUCCCCUUGCUUUAGCCCAUCUCGCUUUCCUUCUCUCCCAGAGGAUUUGGAAAGCUCCAGCACAGAUACAGACAUUAAGAGACAUGUGUCAGACCCAGUCCUGCCAGGCAGUUAAGGCCUCAUCAUGACUUAGCAGGAAAGUUACUUCGCUCCGUCCUGUUUUUGCAGAGAACAGUGCUGCCUCGGGGGACCAUCCUGGACUUGGUUUUAAGCCGCAAUUGGGAAAUCUGGCAGGAUUGUUUUGCACAGCCUGCUGCACAUUCUCAAACAAUUCUGGUUAUGUAGGAAUUAGACAAGACAAAGUGGAAACAGAGCAAACCCGUCAGCUUGUCAUCAAUUUUAUCACUUUAAAAGUAUUCAUCAUUAACCACAGGAAAUGAAAGCAAAAGCCAGUGAACCAUCUCAGGAUAUAACAAGAACAUUGUCCACACAGGUUUGAGUAUAGACAGCAACAGUUUUCAAUGGAUUAGCCAACAAUGGAACAAUGAAAAGUGGUACAUUGGAGUUUUAUUCCAUCUAACCCUAUGUGGCACCUGCAGUGGACGUGUUUGCUAGACACGGUGUUGAGGAAGCUUUACUUUGUAUCUCAACCUGCACUGUACCCUCCCUUGGACUGUUUGACGGGGAGUGUAGUGGAGUUCUCUCUAUAACUCUGGAUUGUAAGUUGAAUUUUCCUCUCCAUUUGUGCUGGAAGGGUCAUCUUUACCUUAGAGAAUGCGUAAAACAGGCUGCAGUGAUUGGCUGAGAAUUAUACACAGUAGAAACUUUGCCUUUCCAUUCAUGUCACUCGCUGUCCAGCCAAAAAGCAAAUCUAUUAGUCCUUCAACACUGGGGUAAUUCUAAUCUUUGGGGGCAGAUUGGUAUGUGUAAUAUUUGUCCCCCAGCACAAGCAGGUUCUCCAAAUCCUCCCAUAACCUUGCAUGCUGUAAACACCUCAGCUCUAAAGGAGGGCAAUCCUUCUUAGAUUUCCCAUUUCCUCCAGUAAUACAGUGUGUGAUGGAGGAUAUUUAUCAUUCCCCAGUGCAAUAUAGAAGACUGUUAAGCAGCCCCCAAUAGCACGUGUACCUUGCAUGAUCCUACCAACUCUCUUCUGUACACUGCCAGCAUUCUCACCUGAACCCGAUUCCUGCAGGUUUCAGCUACUGUCAUCUCAACCUCAUGAGCUGUUGUGCAGUUGGGGCUUCCUAUUUCCUGCAGGAUGAGUGAUAAGAUAAAAGAAAAAUGGACAUAAUGGUCUCAUCAGCCAAGCCAUCAAGGACCCAGAAACAGAUUUGCAUUAAAUAUAUAAUAAAUAAUGAUUGCUCAGAUAAUGCUGUCUUCAUUUGUCCAAGAACCAUGCAAUUGGCUUUAGCAAGAUUAGUCAAUGUUGUUCG
Molecule: messenger RNA, 5251 nt
Organism: Stegostoma tigrinum
Lineage: Eukaryota; Metazoa; Chordata; Chondrichthyes; Orectolobiformes; Stegostomatidae
Gene: kcnh6a
Product: potassium voltage-gated channel, subfamily H (eag-related), member 6a
Exons: 15
Coding region: 409-3993 (1194 amino acids)
Biological process (GO): membrane repolarization during action potential; regulation of heart rate by cardiac conduction; potassium ion transmembrane transport
Cellular component (GO): membrane
Molecular function (GO): inward rectifier potassium channel activity
Source: RefSeq, a predicted model, not a curated record